CUAAAUGAAUUCCAAAAGUUGAAGAAUCUGAAUUGACACCUCAACUUCCUAUCCCUUUAGUUCCUCUACUUUGCUUACCUUUCCAUCUAAGCCCCCUUAGCUUAUACUCCUCCCCCCCUACCUUGUUUCCACCAACAAAAAGAGCAAAAGAAGGCAAAAACACUUAAUGGGGUUCUUUCUUUUCUCUCUUAGUUUGAGAAAAAUGGAAGCUUUCUUGAUUAUGAAUACUAGUUAGUUGUUAGGCUAUAGUGCAGAGGUUUUAGUGAACAUGGGAUCUAUUGGAAAUACAAAUCCAUGGGCACCUUUUGAUAGUUAUAAGGAUUGUUCACAAGGAAUUUGUAGUGUCUAUUGUCCACAAUGGUGUUACUUCAUUCUUCCUCCUCCACCUCCUGAUGAUGAAUCAGAUGAUUCUACCACAGCUUUUUCCCCUCUCAUCAUAGCAAUCAUCGGUAUCUUGGCGAGUGCAUUCCUUCUUGUUAGCUACUAUACCAUCAUCACUAAGUAUUGUAAGAGGAGGAGGAGCAGAAAUGCAGCCACAGAACUAGAAGCCAAUCGAAACGAGACGCCUCAAGAUCAAUGGCAAGUUGCUACUGCUGGAUUGGAUGAGUCAACUAUUAAGGCUAUUACAGUAUGCAAGUUCAAGAAAGGUGAAGGAUUGGUUGAAGAUACUGAAUGUGCUGUUUGUUUGAGUGAGUUUCAAGAAGAUGAGAACCUUAGGCUUUUGCCUAAAUGCAGCCAUGCUUUUCAUUUACCUUGUAUUGAUACUUGGUUGAAAUCUCAUUCUAAUUGCCCUCUUUGUAGGGCUAAUGUAGUAUCAUCUCCUAGUCCAUCAUUACCUCCUCCUAUUCCUUCAUCAGUAGCUCCUCCUCAUUCUUUAAACAUAAAUGCUCUUCAAUUUCAAAGACAAAAUGACUUGAUCUUAGUGGUGGAUGAUCAUGAACGAGUUCGUCGCGAAGAGGUUGUUGUUAGCCUUGUUUGUGAUGUUUCAACAAAGAACAGCUCAGGGGAAAAUUCUGAAUUCAGAAGAUCAAUGUCUUUAGGUGAAUUUUCAAGGCAACAUUUUCUAGUAGCUGAUAUGCUGAGAAUAACUGAAGAUGACGCGGAAGAAUCAGUCUGCAAUCAUGUUUCUAUGAAGAGAUCUGUCUCCACAGGAAGAUGCACAUUCUCAGGACAUAAAUAAAGGCGAGGACUUUGUUGUUCUUUGUUGAAACAUAAUUUUAAGUCUUGGUUGAAACUCUGUACAUUCUUGAAAUAUAACAACACACAUGAAAUUUAAUGAAUUCUGAUCUUUCUUCAAUUCCGAUAUACUAAUGAUCUAAUAAAAGUUUAACUUAUGAGUA
Nicotiana attenuata is the source of this 1340-nucleotide messenger RNA. Its product is annotated as RING-H2 finger protein ATL51. The transcript has a single exon. The coding region runs from base 269 to 1180 and encodes 303 amino acids. The record is from RefSeq and is a predicted model, not a curated record. Gene Ontology annotation, molecular function: transferase activity. Lineage: Eukaryota; Viridiplantae; Streptophyta; Magnoliopsida; Solanales; Solanaceae. Gene Ontology annotation, biological process: protein ubiquitination.